GACGAACAUAUCAUCCCAGUCUUCCAUGAUCUGGACUAUGAAAAGAAACUAAGAAAUAUCUUCAAAACGUGUCAAUUACGUCAAUAACAACAAGAAUCAAAGUUUACAGCACAAAUUGCAUUGUCCACCGAAGUUACAGCCAUCAUGGUCCAAAUCACUGAAGUGAAGGGCAACAGCCGCGAAAACCGCAUUUCAACACAUACCCAUAUCAAAGGCCUUGGUCUUCGGCCUGAUGGCAUAGCUGAGAAGCAGUCUGGCGGGUUUGUUGGGCAAGUUGCUGCAAGAGAAGCAUGUGGUGUAGUUGUCGACCUCAUUCGAGCACAAAAGAUGUCGGGCCGCGCCGUGCUUUUGGCAGGAGGCCCUGGUACCGGGAAAACGGCGCUCGCGCUGGCCCUCAGCCACGAACUGGGAACCAAGGUUCCAUUCUGCCCCAUUGUUGGCAGCGAGAUCUAUUCGACUGAAGUAAAGAAGACCGAGGCGUUGAUGGAGAACUUCCGGAGGGCGAUUGGUCUGCGUGUGCGGGAGACAAAGGAGGUUUAUGAGGGCGAGGUCACGGAGCUUACUCCGGAAGAGACAGAGAAUCCUCUGGGUGGUUACGGCAAGACGAUCAGCACGUUAUUGAUCGGGCUGAAGAGCGCCAAGGGCUCGAAGAAACUGCGUCUGGAUCCCAGCAUUUACGAGGCUAUACAAAAGGAAAGAGUGACUGUGGGCGAUGUCAUUUAUAUCGAGGCCAACACCGGAGCUUGCAAGCGUGUUGGACGAUCCGAUGCCUUUGCUACAGAGUUCGACCUUGAAGCGGAAGAGUACGUGCCGAUACCCAAGGGAGAUGUGCACAAGAAGAAGGAAAUCGUCCAAGAUGUGACAUUACACGACCUGGAUAUCGCGAACGCACGUCCUCAGGGUGGUCAGGAUAUUAUGAGCAUGAUGGGACAGCUGAUGAAGCCAAAGAUGACCGAAAUCACGGACAAGUUGCGCGAGGAGAUCAACAAGGUGGUUAGCAAGUAUAUCGACCAAGGUGUUGCCGAACUGGUUCCUGGAGUGCUCUUUAUCGACGAGGUCCACAUGCUCGACAUUGAGUGCUUCACGUAUCUGAACCGCGCGUUGGAGUCUCGCAUUUCUCCCGUUGUCAUCUUGGCAUCCAAUCGCGGUAUGUGCACGAUCCGUGGUACGGAAGACAUUGUAGCUGCACACGGCAUCCCGCCGGAUCUGCUUGCGCGCCUUCUCAUCGUUCCAACCCACGCCUAUGAUGCGGAAGAGGUCAAGAGGAUUGUCAAGAUUCGGGUCGCGACUGAAGGUCUUGCAAUCGCAGAGGCUGCGUUGGACAAGGUGGCCGAAGCGGGUACAAACAUCAGUCUGAGAUAUGCGCUGCAACUUCUGGCUCCAGCUUCGAUUGUUGCCAGAUGCAGAGGGGCACAGGAAAUUGGAGUCCAGGAUGUUGCAGAGUGCCAGGACCUAUUCUUAGAUGCCGGCAGGAGCGCGGCGGCUAUGGUUGGGGAUGGGAGCGGGUUCCUGGUUUAAUUUCGAAAUUUGGGGCGGAAAGGAGUCUCGGAAAGGAAAACGGCGUUCAGAUGAGUGAUACGAAGAUGCUGUCUCUGUAUACUAGGCGAGAGGUGCAGAUUUUAACAGAGUACGAUAGAUAAUAAGAAUACCACGUGGAAAUUUAUCCAGCCGUUUGGUUUAUUUGCCCACGGAGAUAUGUCGACCACUCAAAGUUGGAGAGUUGCAGAUAUGCAGAUGUGCAGAUCGGAGCGAUACAGCCAUCCGUUUAUAUUUACAGAUUUAACGAGGAACGGGCGGAAUGAGCACUUACCAUCCGUUUGCGGGUACUCUAUACACUCCACAUUCCACGGACCAACAUAUACCAAACGCAAGUUUUGAGCCGCAUGUCGGACGCGUUUCUUUCAUGUACCACCCAGCCAAUCGAAUAAAAUGUCCCUGGCCGGCCAGCCCUGGUGCUAUUACUUCUGUUGGCAUUGGUUAACUCCUCUAUUUUGAUUGCUUUCUCCAUUGUGAAGCUAUCCAGCCCAUGGUAACCUCGUCCGUAUGGCAGCCUAUCCGCAUACAUGUCUCGCUUUGUAGCAAAUGGACCAGUUGCUGCUUGUAUCGAUGCCAGUGCUCUGCGGUAUACUAUGAUUUUCUUUGUCCAGAACCAGGUUUUGACGCUUAUCUGCCGAGACAUAAGGGGGCAAGAGGUGUGCAGAAAACAAAGAAUCUGCUAGUUGUGAGUUGAAGCUUUAGACAAAGGUUUUAUUGUGCACAAUAUCCUUUCAUUGAGAUUGUUCCCAUUGAUUUCUUUUCUGGCUUGUAAUGGUUAUUUUUCAUUCAUCGCUAUUCUAGUUUACGCUUUGUUAUUGUUUCUGUGAUAAGGGCCUUUUAACGAGAAAGCUUUCUGCGAGAAUCGAUUCUGAGAUGCUUUACUAAAUUCUGUUGGGAAUAUCCCGUCUUCGGCAUUGCUGCGUUUGCGAUUUUCAUUAUCACCCGUACAGUGGAUCUAGCCAUGGCCGAGGG
Messenger RNA from Pseudogymnoascus verrucosus, 2508 nucleotides. It is a transcript of the gene RVB1, whose product is annotated as RuvB ATP-dependent DNA helicase pontin. Bases 145 to 1518 code for a protein of 457 amino acids. Gene Ontology annotation, biological process: regulation of transcription by RNA polymerase II; chromatin remodeling; box C/D snoRNP assembly. Gene Ontology annotation, cellular component: NuA4 histone acetyltransferase complex; Swr1 complex; R2TP complex. NCBI's taxonomy places the organism in Eukaryota, Fungi, Ascomycota, Leotiomycetes, Thelebolales, Thelebolaceae. The transcript has 3 exons. The record is from RefSeq and is a predicted model, not a curated record. Gene Ontology annotation, molecular function: ATP hydrolysis activity; ATP binding; DNA helicase activity.